Molecule: messenger RNA, 1059 nt
Organism: Magnolia sinica
Lineage: Eukaryota; Viridiplantae; Streptophyta; Magnoliopsida; Magnoliales; Magnoliaceae
Product: probable starch synthase 4, chloroplastic/amyloplastic
Exons: 8
Coding region: 237-674 (145 amino acids)
Source: RefSeq, a predicted model, not a curated record
AAUAAUGUUUAUAACCAUCCUGUAUGUAGAUGAUUAUGCUUGAAGGUGCAAAGGCAACAACAGAAACUAUAGAUGCUAUGAGGACAGGAGCAUCAGCAAUGAAGUCUAUCCAGAUCUCUUUCUGGAGCAGUCUAUAUCCAGAAGAGACAUAUGAGCUUGCUUUCAACAUUACUUUCUCAGAAGGUAGUGCUGUUAGAAGGCAGAGUGUCUUCUUUUAUUAGGUAUCAAGACCCAGUAUGCAUGAUGAUUGUUUUCUUGAAGGAGCUGUGGCCAGAUGUAAAGGACUCAAAUUUAUUUCAAAAACAGAUUCAUUUCCAACAGCUGAUAAGCUAUUCCGAAAUAAAAUUUGGGUUGGAACAGUCGAAGGUCUUCCUGUCUAUUUCAUUGAGCCUCAUCAUCUGGCUAAAUUCUUCUGGAGAGGACAGUUUAAUGGAGAGAAUGAUGAUUUCAAGCAUUUUUCAUUCUUUAGUCAUGCAGCACCUGAAUUGCUUCUUCGAGCUGGCAAGAAACCAGAUAUAAUCCAUCACCAUGACCAGCAGACAGCGUUUGUUGCACCACUCUAUUGGGAUUUGUAUGCUCCUAGAGGUUUGAAUACAACUAGAAUUUUCUUUACAUGCCACAAUGCUGAAUUUCUCUUACAAGAAGUUAUGACGAUGCCAAUAUUAGGCAACUGAAGUAUAGAAGCCUCAGAAGAACCAACUCCGACUACCAACAUCACCCAGCCAACUAGUACAGAAGAUAGACUCUGUUGCAAGUUUUAUUAUCAAUAUUAUUUCCACUCUUUAAGUUCUGAACAUAAAGAACAUCAUUGUUGUUAUUUGCUGCAAAUAAAUUUAUUUAUUUAUUAUAUAUUUGUGGAUCUUUUUUUGACUGGAUUAAGUGGGCCUGGGUUGUAUUAUUAGAGUGGUUCUUUCACCUGCAACAUUAUAAAUAAAGUGGUGUAGAGGGAUCUUUCUAUACUUUUUCUUUUGCUUUAACACACUAGGUUCUAGCAGUUCAUAUGAUGAAAAAUAAGGAUUGCUUACAACUAUUCUAUGCAAAAAAAAGAUUUUGAAUUAA